ACUAAAUGACGUACUGAAAUUGUCAAUAAUCCCAAUUUGUCGUAAUUAUUCGUAAUUAUUUUUCACCGUCCACAGCGGUCUAAUUGUGCUAGGGAACAUUAUAGUGAUAUGAAAAUCCAUACCGUGUACAGAGACGUCAGGCGCCGGCGUACAUUUCCAUUCAAGACGCUCCUACACACGAAAAUCCAGCUGUGCGAGCUCAGCGAUCCCGUCCAAUUCAGUCUAUAUCCUUUCAUCACCGCGAACUAGGACCACGCGAUGUGGUUUUCCCUUUUCCUUCUUCUGGUCCAGGCUGCUGCUUCCCUCCAGUUCGAAUUCAGACAUCACGACAACAAUGAAAUGGUACAAGUUCUGGAAGACGUUCAGGCCAAGUGUCCGAACAUCACAAGGAUAUACACUUUGAGCGAGACCUCGGUCAACGGUUUUCCUCUGUACGUGAUUGAGUUUUCUACCAAGCCUGGCCAGCAUGAAAUACUGAAGCCAGAAUUCAAAUACAUCGCCAACAUGCACGGUAACGAAGUGUUAGGUCGAGAACUUAUGCUACAAUUGGCGGAUUAUCUAUGCGAUGAGUACAUGCGGGGUAAUCCUAACAUCAGGGCCCUCAUCCAACAAACAAGAAUCCACCUUAUGCCUUCAAUGAACCCUGACGGAUGGCAGUUAGCAACAGACACUGGAGGAAACGAUUAUCUCUUGGGAAGGACAAACAACAAUUCCGUGGACCUCAACAGGAACUUUCCGGAUCUGGACAGGAUUAUGUUUUCUCACGAACAAAACCACGUGGACCGCAACAAUCAUCUGCUACAAGAGAUUACAUCUUUGAAGGAGCCUCUUCAACCCGAGACCAGAGCUGUCAUAAGACUAAUAAUGCAGGUACCAUUCGUCUUGUCUGCAAACCUGCACGGUGGUGACCUUGUUGCCAACUACCCCUACGAUGAGAGCAAAACAGGGAAGAUGACAGGGGAAUAUUCUCCGACUCCUGAUGAUGAAACUUUUCGACAUUUGGCUCUCCAAUAUUCCCUCUAUCACGCAGACAUGGCGGACCCAAGGAGAAAAACUUGCGGAGAUAUAGAAAGCAUAAACUUCCCAAAACAGGGUGGCAUAACAAACGGUGCCAAAUGGUACAGCCUUCAAGGGGGUAUGCAGGAUUUCAACUAUUUGUCCAGUAACGACUUCGAAAUCACCUUGGAGCUGGGUUGUACCAAGUACCCAUCGGAAGAUGUUCUUGAGAAGGAAUGGGAAAGGAACAAGAACGCUCUCUUGAACUUCAUCUGGCAGAGCCACAUUGGAGUUAAAGGCAUAGUGUACGAUAGUGUCACAAAAUUGGGCAUACCUAAUGCAGUCGUCCACGUGAAGAAUGUUACAUCCCCAUUGUCUAUGAUGGAUAUACAGCAUGACAUCACAUCAGUUCACGAUGGUGACUACUUUAGAUUGUUAACACCUGGACAGUACAAAAUAACCGCUUACCGUGAUGGCUAUUUACCGCAUACCAGACUAGUCACUGUUGUAAAUCGACCUUACACUCAGGCUCAGAGGGUAGAUUUUGCGCUUAAACCUAUUUCGAGCACUUCACGCCGUCGAAGAUGUAUACCCUUCAAGAAUUGCCUCCCUACAUACGGAUACAGUCCAAUAAUUUUAUUGAUUCCAAACCGGAUGAAUUAUUUUCACCUGAUCAGAAAUGGAGCAGCUGGAUGAACAGCAACCAAGAGCCUAUAGCAUUGGAAUGAAGCAGAGAAAGAUGAACUGGACAGAAGGAGAAUAUACUGAAAUCAAUACCUAGAACCUAACAGUCGAGUCGCGAUCAAAUGAAAUAUUCAUUCUGUUUAGUGAUACUGUAAUGAACCAAAUUAUCUAUAUUGAAUGAAUCAAUUGGGAUGAAUAUAUUGAAAAUUAUUUUCUCA
This is a messenger RNA of Harmonia axyridis, 1898 nucleotides long. Its product is annotated as carboxypeptidase E-like. The transcript is spliced from 10 exons. Lineage: Eukaryota; Metazoa; Arthropoda; Insecta; Coleoptera; Coccinellidae. Bases 259 to 1692 code for a protein of 477 amino acids. The record is from RefSeq and is a predicted model, not a curated record. Gene Ontology annotation, molecular function: zinc ion binding; metallocarboxypeptidase activity. Gene Ontology annotation, biological process: proteolysis.